AUGAGUUGCAUCAUUAGUAGAGCAUUGUCUAGAUCAAAAAAAGCAUUGUCCACAGCACUUCUUGUAUCAUUGAUUGUUAAUGAAGGUGGAAGGAUGACUUUUUCUAAAUCAAAGCAAAGUAAUUAUGCACUGAAAGUUCUUGUUGGGAAAAAACUUGUUAUGAAAGAAACAAAAUAUGACUCAGUAUCAUUUUCAAAAUUUUCACAGCUCCUUUGUCUAAAUCUUCAUGGACUUGUAAAUGACGCUAAACUGAGGAAAGAAAGGGUUGUUACUGUAACAAAGUCAAUGUUAAAAAAUGAAAUAUGUGAUGAGUCGUAUCUUCCUUGUGACAGGCUUCCAUCUAAAUCUUCUCAAAUAAAUGAGUGUAGAAACAGGGAGGCUUCUUUCUCCAAUGCACUUGCUUGGAUUUUAUUAAGUAAAGGAUAUUCGUUACAAUUAGGAAUAAACGCUUUAAAAGAGUCAUUAAAAGUAAUCCAUUUCUAUGUAUGGGAUUCCGCAAUUACUCCAAGUGGUAGAAAAAUUGUAAUCAAAGAAGAAGAAUUUUUUCUCAAACAAUUAAUCAACCAUGUCCAAAAGAAACAAGGAUGUACUAACUAUUCUUCAGUAUCUAUAGAUAGACUGGAGGUAUGUGCUUUUAGUACUAGAUCAUCUUAUUGUGUUUUCACCCCUGUAGAAAAAAGUAAAUUCUCUGUCUCUUAUCCUUUUAACUGCUACUCACAUCCAUUUGUUUGCUGA
Messenger RNA from Entamoeba dispar SAW760, 735 nucleotides. RefSeq lists its product as uncharacterized. Bases 1 to 735 code for a protein of 244 amino acids. The transcript has a single exon. NCBI's taxonomy places the organism in Eukaryota, Evosea, Mastigamoebida, Endamoebidae. The record is from RefSeq and is a predicted model, not a curated record.